GUAUUCGCUGCGGAGCCACUGUUCCUGGUGGAAUAUAUUCAGACCUAGAGAGAGCCAAAGUCUUGGAAUCAGUUUUGUACCGUUACAACGAUGUACAGUACAGAUGGGUCGCCAAUGACUCCUGGAUCUAUGAGACUUAUUUUGAUGUCUCCCGGACACUUUUGGGAUCGAAGCAGAAGUUCCUGGUGUUCCACGGCCUACACACAGUCGCUAAAAUAUACUUGAACAAAGUCCUGAUCGGGUCCACUGACAAUAUGUUUGUUCGGUACCGUAUCGAUGUAAAAGAUCAGCUGAAGGAAAACAACAAGCUGGAAAUAUUCUUCGAAUCUCCAAUUAAGGCUGCAAAGGCGGCCCAUAUGAAGUCGAAGUACCCUAUAAAGCCGACGUGCCCGCCUCCGACGUACAACGGAGAGUGUCACGCAAACAUGUUGCGCAUGAAGCAAGACUCAUUCGGCUGGGACUGGGGCCCAGCCAUACCUUCCCUUGGAAUAUGGAAGAGCAUCGACCUGGAACUUCACAAUUCAGCAGUCAUAAGGGAGGUCACGACGCAUCUUGAUAGAGAAAAAUCGAGGAAUUUUUGGUCUCUGAAAGUUCAGAUCUUUUUGGAGUCGAGUCUAAAAGUCACUGGGCAAUUAUCUGCUGUAUUAUACACCAAGAGCAAGAGCAUCAAUAAGACCGUUAACUGGGAGAAUGAAGGAUACGCAAAUACGACCAUUGAAUUGGAAGUACCAUACGUGAGUAGUUCUUAACUCUUAGCAUUGCUG
Bemisia tabaci is the source of this 764-nucleotide messenger RNA. The record is from RefSeq and is a predicted model, not a curated record. Lineage: Eukaryota; Metazoa; Arthropoda; Insecta; Hemiptera; Aleyrodidae.